AUGGAACCUUGGGAGCUUCUGUGCGACGAGCCGCAACCUGUGAAUGAUUCGGAGCAUCUAACAGAGUUUGCAUACGAGCCGUUAAUAUCACCCCAAGGGUGUAUUCGCCUCAUUGACAUCCUCGAGCUUUCCACAGAUGGCACCAUCAUAUGCUCUAUGAAAGAAAAGCAAUUCUACCUCAAUGAGAGCAGCUACAAUGCUCUUUCGUAUUGCUGGGGCCCGUCCAAACCUCUUUAUCCAAUCAUCAUCAAUAACAAAGUCCUGCAUAUCCGAGGGAACCUUAGGGAUUUUAUGUAUUAUGCGCGCACAGCCCACGAGGAUGCUUGUCAUGAUAUAUGGAUCGAUGCUAUAUGCAUCAAUCAAUUAGGCCUUGCCGAGAGAAAUAUCCAAGUCAGCCAGAUGCACCAUAUCUUUUCCAAUGCAAGCGCCGUCUACGCUUGGAUAGGAAAUUGGGACACUACAUUUAGCCCAGCCUUCCAAAGACUUGAAUACCCCGAUGUAGAGAUUCCCGAAACCCGCAAUAACAACUCAAUUGUAAACAUAUCUAUGGAGCUUUUGUUCGCACGGGACUACUGGAGCCAGAUGUGGAUAGUCCAAGAAAAUAUCCUGGCUUCUAACAUUCGCCUCCUCUGUGGUAGCAAGUCAAUACCUUGGAACACUCUAUCGGUAGUUAUCGCACGUUCUCAAGACAGCCAUCAUCGAGCAUUGGGCGGUUUAUCCUAG
Bipolaris oryzae ATCC 44560 is the source of this 723-nucleotide messenger RNA. RefSeq lists its product as uncharacterized. Lineage: Eukaryota; Fungi; Ascomycota; Dothideomycetes; Pleosporales; Pleosporaceae. The transcript is spliced from 2 exons. The record is from RefSeq and is a predicted model, not a curated record. Bases 1 to 723 code for a protein of 240 amino acids.